Molecule: messenger RNA, 2607 nt
Organism: Fonticula alba
Lineage: Eukaryota; Rotosphaerida; Fonticulaceae
Exons: 3
Coding region: 85-2607 (840 amino acids)
Source: RefSeq, a predicted model, not a curated record
CCCCCCCGCUCCUACCCCAUCGCUCCCUGGAAGUCCCGCCUCCGAGCUCCGCUUCACGGCGUCCAUGUUCCCCCCCGACGCGUGAUGGGCCCCCUCGUUUCUAGGUCUCCCCCGACCGCUCCCUCCCCCUCGCCGCCGUCGUCGUCGGCGACGGCGACGGCCGCGGCGUCGGGGCAGCAGCGCCGGGCGCCGGGCCGCCACUUCCUUGCCCGGGCGCCGGCCACGGCCCACGCCUCGGCCCAGCUCCACAGCAUCUACCACGAUCUGCCGGUCUCGGCCCAAGGGGCUCCCUGGUGGGUGCACGAGGCCCGGCACUACACCGUGACCACCAUCACCCCGGAUGCGCGGUUCUACCACACGGAGGCCAUCUCCCAGAUCGCCGACCGCAUGUACUUCCGGGCCUCCACCAAGAUGACCGCGCAGCUGUUCUUCCAUCGGGCCUUCCUCCCCCACCCGGACACGGCCCGCCUGCUGGACCCCUUCCCCGCCGGUGUCCUGUCCAUGGCCUGCCUGCAGCUGGCCGCCAAGAUCCUGGACGAGCCGCGCCCGGCGCCCGGCUCCUCGGAUCUCAUCUCCCUCUACCUGUCGAGCAUGUGCUUUUCCCUGCUGCCCCCGGCUCUGGGGGCCGUCACCCCCGGCGGCGUCCGGCUCCCCUAUGUGCCGCCAUCGCACCAGGACUUCCGCCUGGCGGUCUUCGCCGCCGAGCGCGCCCUCGUCCAGGCCAUCCUCCUGUACGACUUCGAGGCGCCGGUGCUGCCGCUAUCCGUGCUGCCGCAGAUGCUGGGCUCCCUGCUGGCCCUGCUGCCGGCCGAGUGGCCCGCCGGCUCGUCGGCCCUGACCGAGCAGCAGCGCCACCACGCCCUGCUGGACCUCAUCCAGCCGGUGUUGCACUUUCUCUUCCGCACGGCCCUGUGCGUGCAGUUCAGCGCCGGCCAGCUGGCCCUCGCGGCCGCCGAGCUGGCCCUCGCCCAUGCCGGCCUCUUGACCGGGGCCCUGUUUGCCGCCCUGCCGGCCGAUCCCUCUCGCUUGCAGGUGGCCACCAGCAUGCUCCCCUUCGCCGAGUCCCCCGGCCAUGGGCUGGACCUCCCGCGGGUGCAUGCCCUCCUGGCCGGGCUCUACUCCGCCGCCGGUGCGGCCACCAUCCUCACCCCCUGCCCUUCGGCCACCUCUUCCCUGGCUGCCGGCGCCGGUGCCGGUGCCGGCUCCACCGCCAGCGCCUCUCCCCUCGACAUGGCCAAGCCUCCGCCCCCGGCGGCGGCCGCUGUCAAUCGCAAUGUGGCCCCGGUCUCCCCGCCGGCAUCCUCGCCCUCGGUGGCCCUGGCCGCGACGGCGUCCAUGUCCGCGAGUGCCGCCGCCCCGCUGCUUCUGGCUCAGCAGCAGCAGCAGCCGCAGCCGCAGUCGCAGCAGCCAUCCGCCACCAGCACCGGGCUUUCUCUGCUUGUGCACCCGUCGUCAUCGUCGUCAUCGCAUGUGGGCCCGGCUGCGGCUGCCGCUGCUGCUGCCGCCGCCGCCGCCGCCGCCGGCAGCAACACCGCCACCUCCUCGUCACAUCGCCAUUCCUUUCAUCACCAUGGCGGAGCUGCAGCUUGCUCUGGCACUCCUGCUGUCACCUCGCCUGGCAUGGCUCUGGCCGCCGCCGCCGCUGCCGCCGCCGCUACUUCUGCCGCUGCCGCUGCCGGGUCGCCGGCUGGCGGGCCUCCCUCUCGCCAUGCCACCGCCAUCGGCAAUGGCCAUCUCCUCCCGCAUCAGCAGCGCCAGUACCUUCACCAGCGCCAGCAGGCUGCCGCCGUGGCCAUGCACUUCCAGCAGCAGCAGCAGCAGCAGCAGCAGCAGCAGCAACAACAACAGGCCGUCGCCGCGGCCACCAGUCAGCGGCGAUCUCCCCCGGCCUCCUCGACCGUGACAGCCGCCACUGGCGGCCGGGUACUGGCAACCGCCACGCGGUCGCCCUCGCCCCCGAUGGCGGCCGCCAUGAUGGCGGUCGGCACUGCCGGGGCGGCGUCCGAGCGCAUGGACUUCUCGAGCCCCAUCUCGGCCGGUGGCGGCGUGGCCACCACCACCACCACCACCACGGCUGCGCACCCGUACCAGCAAGCGGCCGCGCAGUUUUAUCACCAACACACCCAAGCCCUGGCCCAGCAUCACCUCUACCAGCAGCAAGUCCAGCAGCAGCAGCAGCAGCAACAGCAGCAGCAGCAGCAGGCUCAGCUUCUGUACCAGCAGCAGGUCCACGCGGCCCAGGCCGUCCAGGCCGCCCAGCACCACCGGCGGCAGGCUGCCUCCCGAUCCCUCGUCCCCGGGGGGUACCACCAUCACCAGUCGCAGCCGCAGCAGCCGCAGCAGCAGCACCACCACCAGCCGCAGCAGCAGCCGCAGCCGCAGCCGCAGCCGCAGCAGUCGCUCGCCGCCGCCCCCUCUGGCAUGUCCUCCGUUUCGGCCUCGUCGCACUUCGUACCCGGCGGCGCUCCCUCGACCAUGUCAGGUUCGGAGGACCCCCAUCGGCAGUGUGUGGCCGGGGGCCGUCGGUCUGGCGAGGGGAGCUUCCCCUCCCUCCUCCCGGCCCAGGGUUCCGAGCGGGCGGUCCACGCAGCAAGGCCGCCACCGUAG